GACCUAGUCCUAAACAAGAGGGUAGGGCUUGGCAAAGUGUGGUGUGAGAGUUAGAGUUUUAUGGCGAAGGAGCUGUUGAUCCUCGACAAUGGCACAACUUGCUCUUGUUGGAACUACUGUGGCGCUCGACUCGCUGCUGGCUCCGCCGAUGGCACCGUUUCCAUCUUCGAUUUCUGUGACUCCGCUUCUUCUUCCUCUCUUCGCUCCUCUUUCAAAUUCAGGGCUCACGAAGGAAAUGUCGUGAAGGUUGUUUGGGUUCCUCCUGAAUAUGGUGAUGCGGUUGCUUCUGUUUCUGCUGAUGGAGUUGUAUCGUUGUGGGAAGAAGUUGCUCAAGAUUCACAACCUACUCAAUGGAAAUUUUGCAAAAGCUUCGGGAGUAGUUCAAGCAAAGUCCUUGAUGUUCAAUUUGGGACCUCUUUGAAUAGUUUGAAAAUGGUUGUUGCAUGCUCAGAUGGUCAUGUGAGAGUUUAUGAGCUAUUGGAUCCAUUGGAACUGAGAAAUUGGCAGCUUCAGGCUGAAUUCCAGAAUGUCAUCGAGUCAGUGUCUGCAUUUGGAAAGGCUUUGUGCUUCUCUGCCUCCAUAUCUUGGAACCCGCAAAAAGGUGGAAGCCAAGAAUCCAGCUUCCUUAUAGGUUUUAAUUCCAAUACAUCCGAGCUUAAUUCUUCUAAGGUUUGGGAAUUUGAUCAGGCUCACCAGAGAUGGUUGCCAGUGGCAGAAUUGGCACUGCCAGAGGAAAAGGGUGAUCGGGUUUAUGCUGCAGCAUGGGCACCAAAUAUUGGCAGGCCAUAUGAAACUAUUGCUGUUGCAACUCAAAAGGGACUUUCAAUAUGGCACCUUGGAUUAAACCCUGAUCAUAAUGGGACACUUCCAGUGGAAAGAGUUGCACUAUUGCCAGGACAUGAAGGCAUGGUGUGGCAGAUGGAAUGGGAUAUGAGCGGAAUGACGUUGGCUACUACAGGUCACGAUGGAAUGGUCAGAUUAUGGCAAUCUAACCUCCACGGCGUUUGGCAUCAGCAAGCUGUGAUGGAACCCACUGCUUAGCAAAUAGCCUCCUGUAAUAGCCAGCCGUCUUUAUGUUGAGAAUAAUAUCAUAUAUUUUAACUUAAAAAGUUGGUUUUUAGGUCAAUUUUUAAAUCAGCUUUAUACCGAUCCCUGAUAUCUAAACCUCUUCAGUAACUUGUAAGUAUUGAGACGAGUGGAUUUUUUUAAGUAUUAUUUGUUGAAUAUUGAAUAGGAUGAAGUGCAUCUGUUGUAGAUUUGGUGGACAAGAUUCCUGUGUUACACGAAAGCUAUGAUGGAAGAUGGAUCAUGAUUGUACAAACCUUACUGACUUUUCAACAAUUAGUAUUGCUAUUAUUGCUGGUUCAUUGUUC
Messenger RNA from Arachis ipaensis, 1373 nucleotides. It is a transcript of the gene SEH1H, whose product is annotated as Transducin/WD40 repeat-like superfamily protein. Gene Ontology annotation, molecular function: protein binding; structural molecule activity. Lineage: Eukaryota; Viridiplantae; Streptophyta; Magnoliopsida; Fabales; Fabaceae. The record is from RefSeq and is a predicted model, not a curated record. Gene Ontology annotation, cellular component: nuclear pore outer ring; Seh1-associated complex. Gene Ontology annotation, biological process: positive regulation of TORC1 signaling; cellular response to amino acid starvation.